This is a messenger RNA of Lepidothrix coronata (blue-crowned manakin), 3177 nucleotides long. RefSeq names its product interleukin enhancer binding factor 3 (gene ILF3). The transcript has 18 exons. The record is from RefSeq and is a predicted model, not a curated record. Bases 106 to 3069 code for a protein of 987 amino acids. Gene Ontology annotation, cellular component: precatalytic spliceosome. Gene Ontology annotation, molecular function: single-stranded RNA binding; double-stranded RNA binding. Lineage: Eukaryota; Metazoa; Chordata; Aves; Passeriformes; Pipridae.
CGUCCCUUCCAGCUCCCGGAGCGCCGCGGUGCCGCCACGGUCUCCCCGCUGGAAAAGUCCACAUAAACGCCUCUGGAACGCUCGGAGGGACGUCGGGAAGCAAAAAUGCGCCCGAUGCGGAUCUUCGUCAACGACGACCGGCACGUGAUGGCCAAGCACUCGGCCGUGUACCCCACGCAGGAGGAGCUGGAGGCCGUGCAGAACAUGGUUUCCCACACGGAGCGAGCGCUCAAAGCCGUCUCCGACUGGAUCGACGAGCAGGAGAAAGUCAGCGGGGAGCAGCCGGAGUCGGAGUCCAUGGAGACGGCGGCCGAGGAGGAGAACAAGGAAGGAGGGGAUCAGAAGGCCACGGAGCAGCUGACGAGGACCCUGCGGGGCGUGAUGCGCGUGGGGCUCGUGGCCAAAGGCCUCUUGCUCAAGGGGGACCUGGACCUGGAGCUGGUCCUGCUGUGCAAAGACAAACCCACGGCCAAGCUCCUGGAGAAAGUGGCCGACAACCUGGGGGUGCAGCUGGCGGCGAUCACCGAGGACAAGUACGAGGUCAUCCAGUCGGUGGGCGACGCCGCCAUCGUCAUCAAGAACACGAAGGAGCCCCCGCUGAGCCUCACCAUCCACCUGACGUCGCCCGUGGUCCGGGAGGAGCUGGAGAAGCAGCUGGCCGGAGAAACGCUCUCAGUCACCGACUCCCCGGACGUUCUGGACAGGCAGAAAUGCCUUGCUGCCUUGGCGUCUCUGCGCCACGCCAAGUGGUUCCAGGUUUGCAUUUUGUUCUUAUAUUUAUCUUUAAGUAGAAACAUUGGUAAACUCUUUGAUCCCUCUCUGAGACCCCUCUCUGGGGUCCCUCUCCUGGGAUUCCUCACGCAGGAUCCCUCUCUGGGGUCCCUCUCCCAGGUUUCCUCAUCCAGGAUCCCUCUCCCGGGACUCCUUUCUGGGGUCCCUCUUCCAGGAUCCCUCUCUGAGAUCCCUCUCCGGGGUCCCUCUCCCAGGAUUCCUUUCUGGGGUCCCUCUCCCAGGAUCCCUCUCCAGAGUCCCUCUCCCAGGAUUCCUUUCCGGGGUCCCUCUCCCAGGAUCCCUCUCCAGGUCCCUCUCCCGGGGUCCCUCCCCGGGCUCCCCGUGCCCUCCCUCACGCCCGUCCUUGCCUUGCAGCCGCUGGAGCUGCUGUGUGAGAAGUCCAUCGGGACGGCCAACCGGCCCAUGGGCGCGGGCGAGGCGCUGCGCCGGGUGCUGGAGUGCCUGGCCUCGGGCAUCGUCAUGCCAGAUGGUUCUGGUAUUUAUGACCCUUGUGAAAAAGAAGCCACUGAUGCUAUUGGGCAUCUAGACAGACAACAAAGGGAAGAUAUCACACAGAGUGCUCAGCACGCGCUGCGGCUCGCCGCCUUCGGCCAGCUCCACAAGGUCCUGGGCAUGGACCCCCUGCCCUCCAAAAUGCCCAAGAAACCAAAGAACGAGAACCCGGUCGAUUAUACUGUCCAGAUCCCGCCCAGCACCACCUACGCCGUGACCCCCAUGAAGAGGCCGAUGGAGGAGGACGGGGAGGAGAAAUCCCCCAGCAAGAAGAAGAAGAAGAUUCAGAAAAAAGAGGAGAAGCUGGAGCCGCCGCAGGCCAUGAACGCCCUGAUGAAGCUGAACCAGCUCAAGCCGGGGCUGCAGUACAAGCUGGUGUCCCAGACCGGCCCCGUGCACGCCCCCAUCUUCACCAUGUCCGUGGAGAUCGACGGCAGCACCUUCGAGGCCUCGGGGCCCUCCAAGAAGACGGCGAAGCUGCACGUGGCCGUCAAGGUGUUGCAAGACAUGGGGUUACCCACCGGAGUGGAAGGCAAAGACUCCGGGAAGGGUGACGAGUCGGCGGAGGAGACGGAGCAGAAGCCGGUGGUCGUCGCUCCUCCGCCCGUCGUCGAAACGGUGUCGACGCCCACGGCGGCCUCGCCCCCGGCAGAUCAGACCCCCGAGAACGUGAAGCAGCAGGGACCAAUCCUGACAAAGCACGGGAAGAACCCCGUGAUGGAGCUGAACGAGAAGCGGCGCGGGCUGAAGUACGAGCUGAUCUCGGAGACGGGCGGCAGCCACGACAAGCGCUUUGUCAUGGAGGUGGAGGUGGACGGGCAGAAGUUCCAAGGCGCCGGCUCGAACAAGAAGGUGGCCAAGGCCUACGCGGCGCUGGCCGCGCUGGAGAAGCUGUUCCCGGACGCUCCCGUGGCCAUCGAGCAGAACAAGAAGAAAAGAGCCCCCGUGCCAGCCAGGGGGGGCCCCAAAUUCCCAGUCAAACAGCACAACCCGGGGUUCGGCAUGGGGGGCCCCAUGCACAACGAGGCCCCCCCGCCCCCCAACAUGCGCGGCCGCGGCCGGGGCGGAAACAUCCGGGGCCGCGGGAGAGGCCGGGGCGGCUUCGGCGGCAACCACGGCGGCUACAUGAACACAGGGGCCGGGUACGGGAGCUAUGGCUACGGAGGGAAUUCCGCCACCGCCGGCUACAGCCAGUUCUACAGCAACGGCGGCCACUCCAACUCGGGGGGCGGCGGCGGCUCCUCGGGCUACGGCUCCUACUACCAGUCCGGCGACGGGUACACGGCGCCGGCGCCGCCCAAGCACGGCGGCAAGAAGCAGCAGCACGGCGGGGGCCAGAAGGCCUCCUACGGCUCCGGGUACUCGGCCCACCAGGGCCAGCAGCCCUACGGGCAGGGCCAGUACGGCGGCUACGGCCCCGGGCAGGGCAAGCAGAAGGGCUACGGCCACGGCCAGGGCGGCGGCGGCGGCGGCUACUCCUACUCCAACUCCUACAACUCGCCCAGCGGCGGCUCCGACUACAACUACGAGAGCAAAUACAGUUACAGCGGCAACAGCGGCCGCGGCGGCAACAACUACUCGGGCGGCGGCUCCUACAACUCGGGCUCCCACGGGGGCUACGGGGGCUCGGGGGGCGGGGGCUCCUCGUACCAAGGCGGAUACUCCUCCCAGUCCAACUACAACUCCCCCGGCUCCCAGAACUACAGCGGCCCCCCCAGCUCCUACCAGGCGUCGCAAGGCGGCUACGGCAGAAACGAGCACAGCAUGAGUUACCAGUACAGAUAAACCCCCCCUCCCGUGUCCCCACAGCCCCCAGACCCCCGGGACGGUCCCGUUUCCCCCCCUCCCUCCACCCGGGACCCCCCCGCCCCGUCCCCUCCCGCUCUGUGUGAC